UACGACCAAAUGAUGGCAUGUAAUCUUAUCUGUAACAUGAUUCAAGACUCGGACGCCAACGAUGCAAUGAAAAUGUUACAAACCAAACUCGAAGGUCUUAUUGCAGCGAUGAAGAAUCGUUCUCCUCCACUGCCAGGUAGUCCAACCAAAUCACCAGCCUCUUCUUGCAAGGAACACUACGAAAAAUACAAGUGGACAAAGAGUCAAGUUUACCCUCUAAUAUUUGGUUCACAAAACGUUCCUGUUUACUGUCACAUGGGAAACUUUGGAUGUGGAGAUGGAGGAUGGACUUUGGCCAUGAAGAUUGACGGAAAGAAGAAAACCUUUCAUUAUGAUUCCAAGUUUUGGAGCGACAAAAAUAUCUACAACCUUCCCGGAGGAAAGACUAGCUUUGACUCACAAGAGACCAAAUUACCAACCUACUGGAGCACACCCUUCUCUAGGAUCUGCCUUGGUAUGAAAAUCAACCAACAGCUCAGGUUUAUUGUUAUCAACAAGCAGGCAAGCUCUCUCCACUCACUAAUCGCUGAUGGAAAAUACCGCGCCACCUCAUCGGGUCGCAACGCGUGGAAGAAGUUGAUCGGUUCACAAUCCUCCUUACAGGCCAACUGUAACAAGGAAGGCUUUAAUGCUGCGGGAAAAACCACCGGUACUGUGGGAAGUGCCAAAGGCUAUUCCAGGGCAAGAAUCGGUAUUCUUGGAAAUAAUGAAAAGGACUGCGUUAGCACUGAUUCCAGAAUCGGUUUUGGGACGGGAGGAUAUGUUGACGACUCAAACACGUGUGGUAAUGAUGCUUUAAAAGGUCACACAUCGGACAAUGGAGAGAAGCACAUCAAAGCUAUGGGAUAUAUCUUGGUGCAGUGA
Molecule: messenger RNA, 864 nt
Organism: Pocillopora verrucosa
Lineage: Eukaryota; Metazoa; Cnidaria; Anthozoa; Scleractinia; Pocilloporidae
Source: RefSeq, a predicted model, not a curated record